AUGAGCAAGCGUGGGCGGCAGGAGGAUCAGGUGGACGUCGCACACGCUAUCGAGGUGCUGUGCUGUCGAUCAGCGGUAAAGGGGGAAACAGAGGGCGUCAGCCUGACCCCACUCGAGCAGCAGGUUGUGGCGCUGAAGGAAUCCAUCUCACCACAUGUGAUCUUGAUGGUCGCUUGCGGUUAUCGCGUGAAAUUCUAUGGCUCCGACAGCCGUGCCGUCAGCCGCCGCGUCGGCAUCAUGUGCAUUCCAGGGCAGCCCUUCGAGUACAGCAGUUUCCCAUACACUCGCUUGGACCUGUACGUGCACCGGCUCGUGGCGAUGGGCUACCAUGUCGGCGUUGCGGACCAGGAGUCAGCCGCUAUGCGGGCAGCUGACGGGCUCAAGAGUGGCCUCUUCACCCGCAGUGUGUCGCAGUUGUACAGCCGUGGUACCCUCCUCCCCACAGAGCGCGUUAGCAACAGCGGUGGUAGCGGCAGCAGCCCUGGGGACGCCUCCAAAACCGCAGUAGAGGAGAGCUACGCCGGAGCAGAAGCCGAAGAGGGGAAUGGCAAUGCCAUCGGCUGGCCAGAACCGCAUGCGUCUCCUUCGUCAGAUUCAGGCACCUCUGAGCUCUUCCUGUGUUUCGUAGACGCUGGCCGCUGCUGUAGUAGGAAUGGUACCAACGGCGCUGGCGACGCGUCCACAAGAGCGCGGCCGCUGUUGUCCGUGGUGUUGGUGAGUUUCGUGACGCAGCGGUGCCUGCGCUUCGACGUUCGAGGCGCUAUCGAGCUGGAGGAUGUCACUCAGCGGUACGACAUCGCUGAGGUGAUUGUGCUGACAGCACAGCCCCCAUCGAAAGAGUGCGGCAGCCGCGAUGUGUCGUCGCAACGCACAACAGCGAGCUUCUUGAAGGCCUUGCCGGAGGUGUACGCGACGGUUCUGCACCACGGACUGCCACUCAACUUCGGUCCAACAGCAAAUGGGGAAGAAGAUGGUAAGGAUGUCAGUGUCUCCGGCUACGUCUAUGCCGCUGGGCAGAGCAUCGACGCUGCCAUCGAGGCGUACCUGAAGCCGUACAGGCUGGACCAGGUGUACGGGCUACUGUGCGCGCGCGGAGGCUUAGCUGCGGAGUCUCUCUGCGAAAACGAAGAAGCGGCAGCGGCGUCGUCUCCAGCGCAUAACUACGCGAGCACAGGCUCGUCUCUCCACUGCCUACACCUUCCCGGUCCGACGCUCCGCGCGUUGGACGUGUUUCACAGUAGUGUGGGACUCCGCGGCUCUUUGAUUGGGCUGCUCGACCACAGCAUCACACCGUGCGGGUCGCGGUGUCUGCGCCGGUGGCUCGCUGCGCCUCUGUGCGAGCGCAGCUCUAUUGUCGCUCGGCAGGAAGUACUGGUCUACCUCAUGGGCCACAAAGACAACGGCCAGGUCGAGGACCUCCUUCGCGAGUGUGCGCGGCUGGGGGAUGUUGAGGCUGUCGUGAGCAAACUGUAUGCGGAGCGCUGUCAGGUUGUAGAGUUUGUGCGCCUGCUGCACAUGCUGAGGAGCGCGUCAGUACUGGCAGCGCAGCUGUGCAACGGGGAAAGCGAUGUCGACCUCAGCAGCAGCCGACCGCCACCUCUUCUAGCUCAGUUGUUGGCCGCUGUGCAUGGCGCGGCGGUGACCCGAUUACUCGAGGGACAUGCUGCGCUGCUGCGCACCGCCGCGACGACACCGCUAGAGUUCUUCACAGAGGGAGGAUGCGCCGUGCCGGACGCGUUACUGCCACAUCUGAAGGCGAGGCAGGCGGCGGAGACUGCCCUGCAAGCGGAGCUCGAGGCAGCGCGAAAGGCGCUGAACUUGCCGGGACUCGAGUAUCGUACCAUCUGCGGGACUCCUUUCGUGCUUGACGUGCCAGCCGGAAAGUGCGCGCACGUGCCGUCGGACUGGCUGGUGCAUACGCGUACGAAGACGAACGUGCGCUACCACACGCCGAUCAUCACGGAGCAGCACACGGCCCUGACAGCGGCGGCGGAGCGGUUGUCGCUUGCGGCCGCCGCGGCUUGGAAGCAGCAUCAGCGUGACACUGUCGCUGACGCAGAAGUGAUGCGGGUGCUGGCAGGUGUGGUGGAGGCCGUCGCGUCACUGGACGCCCUCCGCUCCCUGGCUGUGGUAUCCCAGCAUCCAGGAUACGUGAUGCCAGCACUCGUGGCGCUACCAGCGUGUGCGCCGUUGUCUUCCACGUCUGUGUCGUCGCCCGUGGCGCUCACCAUUUCGCAGGGCCGCCACCCCAUCCUCGACCGGCUUCUCCCCCACGGCUACGUCAGCUGCGAUGUGCAACUGCGCGUAGGCGGCGCGUGGCUUCUGACCGGCCCAAACAUGGGCGGCAAGUCCGCUCUCAUGCGCAUGGUCGGUACGUUUGUCGUAUUGGCCCAAAUGGGCUGCGGAGUGCCAGCGGACGCAGCGGAGCUGCCGGUGUUCGAGGGCGUGUAUUGCCGCAUGGGCGCCAGCGACUCCAUCAUCGAAGGCGCCUCCACCUUUCUGUCCGAGAUGGACGAAACGAGUCGCAUCCUACGCGCCCCGCAGCUGCCCCACUCGUUGGUGUUGAUGGACGAGCUGGGGCGCGGCACAAGCAGUUUCGACGGUGCCGCUGUUGCCGCCGCUACGCUGGAGUACCUGCUAGACCGUCGGGCCACCACCUUGUUCGUGACUCACUACUGCUAUCUGUGUGAUCCGUACGUAGCGCAGGGAACCACCGGCGGCGGGGAAGGAGAGAAGGGGGCAAGCGUCGACGAAGCUCGCGAUGUGACGUGCUACUACAUGGGCUUCAAGGAGUCGGAUACAAGUUCGCCUACUGAGCAUGGUACGAAGCCGUCCUUGAUCUUCACGUAUACGCCGUGCCGCGGUGUCACGCCGUCGAGCUUCGGGGUGGCAAUCGGCCGCGAAGCGGGUCUGCCGACAGAGGUGACAGACGCCGCCAGCCGCCUAAGCGCCGAGGCGGAGCAGCAGCAUCGCAUGAGGCAAGACCUCGACGAGGUGCGUCGUUUUCUGUCGUCGUGA
Leishmania braziliensis MHOM/BR/75/M2904 is the source of this 3018-nucleotide messenger RNA. RefSeq names its product putative mismatch repair protein MSH3. Gene Ontology annotation, biological process: mismatch repair. NCBI's taxonomy places the organism in Eukaryota, Euglenozoa, Kinetoplastea, Trypanosomatida, Trypanosomatidae. Gene Ontology annotation, cellular component: MutSalpha complex; nucleus. The transcript has a single exon. Bases 1 to 3018 code for a protein of 1005 amino acids. The record is from RefSeq and is a predicted model, not a curated record. Gene Ontology annotation, molecular function: ATP binding; ATP-dependent DNA damage sensor activity; mismatched DNA binding.